Molecule: messenger RNA, 2144 nt
Organism: Thrips palmi
Lineage: Eukaryota; Metazoa; Arthropoda; Insecta; Thysanoptera; Thripidae
Exons: 11
Coding region: 220-1566 (448 amino acids)
Source: RefSeq, a predicted model, not a curated record
AGUCACCUUUGCCUGCAUCGUUUCGUUUUUCGCUGCCCCGUGCCGCUACCUCCGCUUUGUCGUCUACGCUUCUGUUGUCGUUCGUUACGCUCAGUCUCAGUCGUUUACGAUUUGUCCUUCUUUUUUGCGUUGUCUACGCUUCUUUUGUCGUUACGCUCUGUCGUUUAACGAUUUGUCCUCCUUUUUUCACGCGUUGUGUACGCUUUUGUCUUUCGCUCUAUGCGUCCUGAUUUCUUAAACGUUGUUUACGUUUUUAUUGUAACUACCAUGGUUGCUUCACUAGUUCUUCGUAGAGGUCGGUCCUCCUCUCGAAUCCCGAAGUGUCGGGUUAACAUUGCUGGAAGAGUAGCUUGGGCUUUACCCGCCUUGUUAGAGGUGGACAUUGGGCCUGACACUAAAGGCCUCUUCGAGUUGGUGGGGACUGGUGUCACUUCUGAGGAUGGGCAAGCCGAUUGGGAGGCGGCAGCCGGCCCCGCUUCUUAUGCGGCAACACCUGGUAUGGUGAAGUGCGUUUUUUGUCCGGACACUUUUUUUAAAAUAUCCCAUUGGGCCAUGCACGUACGCCGAGGAGGGUGUCGGCAAUUUGAUUUCCAUAACGUCGAGCAUGUUCAGCUUUUUGACGUGUGUGCCGCGCUCUGCCGAGGAAUGUUUGGAUCCAAUAUAGCUCGAAUGUCAGACGGUGAUGCAGCAUUCGAACGGCAGAUGAUCAACGACGUGAAUGGAUUGGUGCAUGAAACGAUUUCGCAGAAUCGUCUGGCUACGGAACUUGAUGUUCCGGAGCUGAACACUCCAGAGUUUGUGAAAAUGCAUGAACAUUUCCUUAAUGUCACUUCUGGGCGGGUGCGCCAGGCCAUGUUUAAGGCGGCUCGUGCCGUACGUUCCUGCAACCAGGCGGAGAUGAAAAAGUCCUUCGAAGACUUAAACAAGUUUGGCACGGCGUUCAAAACGUCGUGCAUUGGCUAUUGUAAUGCUUUGGCCGUGGCUCUUCCCAACGUGGGUCAGGGUAACGACCAUGACGACGACGACGGUCCGGGCCCCAGCUCGAAGCCAGUGCAGAAGCCAGUGCAGAAGCCAGUGCAGAAGCCAGUGCAGAAGCCAGUGCAGAAGCCAGUGCAGAAGCCAGUGCAGAAGCCAGUGCAGAAGCCAGUGCAGAAGCCAGUGCAGAAGCCAGUGCAGAAGCCAGUGCAGAAGCCAGCCGCAACCUCCACGCCCACCACCCGAAGCGUCAACAUCGACUCGGCUGACACUCCAGGCCCGUCAACUACCUACGGCCCCAGGUCUCACCCCUACACUCGGCGGCCCUCAUGCACCUCAGACAUGACCGAUCUUUCUCUUAAGAGUCUCGACUACACGUGUAUGGAUAUCAGUGUAGCAUCUUCAACCAACAACAAACGGCGGCACGAGGAGGACGACGAGGACGAGGAGGAGGAGCCCCGCGCCCGCACCCCCACCCCUCCACCGCGGAAGCGGCGUCCGCGCCGACGGGACCACGAUGACCCACCCCCGCCUGCUCCAACCCAUGCCAAGAGGGUGUCCAGGCGGCCCAAUUGGUAUGGGGUCGCCUAGGGUCGCCUCGCACUAACAUGAUUUGCGACAUGAAGCAAGCGAGAAACGUGAUAGUGAAAGGUUGCAUACCUGGAGGUUGCUUUUGGUAAAAUCAAAGCCUCAAAGAAAGAUCUACAUCUUCACAUAACCUUUGAUCCAGAGGCAGGUUACCUAUGAAAUUCUUUUGCUUGCGCUUAAGGGACCUCUUUUAUCUGUCUCUCUGAGUAUUCGGUCAAUGACACGUACUAGUUUGUUCGGCAAUGUCUGCGUUGACAACCAUCAAUGGUUCGGGUUUAGUGGCUGUGUUUUAAGACUGGCUUCGGUUCGUCAGUACCUGUUAAAUGCCUUUUUCAAAAGCCUUUUCUAGAAAGCACUUCUGAGAUUACCAGUAUCUCAUAGUUAAUAGUGACUUGGAGUCAAUGGAGAAUUCCAUAUCAAAGCUAACUGUACAUUAAUGAAAAUGAAUUUUCCUGUGAGGUUUUGGACCUUCUGUCAGAGGUCUGUUCAGGGAAUUGAUUUUCUUGGUAUCAAGGGACUUCUUAAAUCUGUAUUUUGGUCUCUGAGUAUUCUGCCAAUGAUACGUACACAGUUCUGGUGUU